CGCGUGCCUGUGACAUCAUCUGGGCGCGCCAGCGGCCGGAGUUGGCGCGAAGGGGGAUGGAGAUUGGCGCCGUCCCACUAACGGGAUAAACCGUCGCCCGCAGCAUGGACAUCCGAAAAUUCUUUGGGGUUGUAUCUACUGGGAAGAAAAAUGAAUGUGAGGCAGCAAAAAAGACUGAGAAAACCAAAAACGGGGAAGGAACUUCAGCUGGAAAGAAAAAGAGAAAGGAAAUCAAAGUUGGUGAAAAAUUCAUCUAAUGAAGAUGAUACCCCCAAAAAACAGACAAAGAAGAAAAAAAGGAUCAUCUAUGAUUCAGAUUCAGAAGAGGAGACUCAGUCAGUGAAAAAGUCCAAGAAGCUGCCUGAGAGAAAACAAUCAUCUUCAAAACCUGAUACAGUUCUAAAGCAGGAUCCUGUUGUUUAUGUUUCAGAGACAGAUGAAGAAGAUGACUUUGUUAAGAAAACUUGCUUGAAACUGAAGGAAAAUGGGGCGUCAGCACACAGCUGCCAAGGAACAGCAGGAGUGAGAAAGGAAGAUGCAAAACCACAAGCUAAAAGUAAACUGUUAUCUCCAGUAAAGCUGACACCAACUUCAGCACUUGAUUAUUUUGGAACUGGUAGUGUCCAACAAUCAGAGAAGAUACUCGUAUCAAGCAAAAGAAAAGAGCCUUCUCAAAGCAGAGAUUCCACACUGGAAGAUGAGGCCAUUGCUAAGAUGUUGCAGCUUGAGGAGGAUGCAGAGCUGGAGAGACAGCUGCAUGAAGAUGAAGAAUUUGCUAGGACUUUGGCUAUGCUGGAUGAAACACCAAAGGUGAAAAAGGUGCGUAACGAUCCAGAAGUAAAGUCAACAACUUUGGUUACCAAGAUGAGUCCAAACACAGCAGACAAACAUAAGCAGUCUCAAAAAGCAAGCUCAAUACAUGAUGGAAUGAAUUACGAUAAGAAGGAACAAACUAAAUCUGAAAGUACAAGAGAAUCUUGUUCACGUCCAGAACCAUCAGUUGAUAAAGCUAUGAAUAAGACCUUGCCUUUGAAACCUAGUUCCAAGCUGGUGGCUCUGAAGCAAAAAGAAGAAAGCAAAAAAAAGGAGAGAGAGAGUCUGAGUGUAGCAGCAAGAGAGAGAGAAACUUCAGAAAAGGAAGAAAAAGCAACACCAAAGAAAGAGAGAGUUUCUCCCAAAAAGCCUGAGUCUGCAAGUCCUGAAGACUCUGAAAAGAAACGAGUUAACUACCAGGCCUAUCGAAGCUUCCUCAAUCGAGAGGGUCCAAAAGCGUUGGGGUCCAAAGAGAUACCACAAGGAGGUGAAAACUGCUUAGAAGGCCUUACAUUUGUAAUUACCGGAGUCCUGGAGUCUAUUGAACGAGAUGAGGCCAAGUCUUUGAUUGAACGGUAUGGAGGAAAAGUAACUGGCAGUGUCAGCAAGAAGACCAAUUAUCUUGUUAUGGGUCGUGACUGUGGUCAGUCUAAAUGUGAUAAGGCAUCUGCUUUAGGGACAAAGAUUAUUGAUGAAGAUGGCCUAUUUGAUCUGAUUCAAACUAUGCCUGGCAAAAAGUCCAAAUACGAAUUAGCAGCUGAAGCAGAGGUAAACAAAGCAAAGUCACAAGGGGAGAAGACCCCACAGAAAGCUGGUGCUGCCAAGAAAAAAAAUAGCUCAGCUAAGAAAGAAACUGAUUCUAAAAAAAAGAAAUCAACGCCUGGAAAGGGGGGCAGUCUCAAAGCAUUCAAGAAAGAAAAUGCUGAAGUGCGGAAAGUUCUGGACUUUAUGCAGCAAGCAGCGGAGACAAAACAUACCUCAAAUGCUGAGGAGACUUUUGUUUCUGAGAUAAGCACAGGUGGAACAGAGGGCUUGCUGUGGGUGGAUAAAUAUAAGCCCACGUCAGUUAAAACAAUAAUCGGACAGCAAGGAGAACAGAGCUGUGCUAACAAACUGCUACGAUGGCUCCGGAACUGGCAUGAGAAUACAUCCGAGAACAAACAUGCAAAACCCAGUAAAUUUGGAGGCAGAGAUGAUGGUACUAAUUUUAAGGCAGCAUUGCUCUCGGGUCCACCAGGUGUUGGCAAAACUACUACAGCUGCUUUAGUUUGUGAGGCAUUGGGCUACAGCUAUGUGGAGCUGAAUGCCAGUGACACUCGUAGCAAGAACAGUUUGAAAGAAGUGGUGGCUGAAUCUCUAAACAAUACCAGCAUCAAAGACUUCUGUUCCGGAACUUCCCCUUCAGUUAGCACAAAGCAUGUACUGAUCAUGGAUGAGGUGGAUGGAAUGGCAGGCAAUGAAGACCGAGGAGGAAUACAGGAGUUAAUUGGAUUGAUCAAGUUUACAAAGAUACCUAUCAUCUGCAUGUGUAAUGAUCGGAACCAUCCCAAAAUUCGUUCUCUGGUCCAUUAUUGUUUUGAUCUUCGUUUUCAGAGACCUCGGGUAGAACAGAUUAAGGGUGCCAUGAUGUCUGUUGCAUAUAAAGAAGGUUUAAAGAUCCCACCACCUGCGAUGAAUGAGAUAAUCAUGGCAGCAAAUCAGGACAUCAGGCAGGUUUUGCACAAUCUUAGUAUGUGGUGUGCAAAAGAUAAAUCUUUGACAUAUGAUAAGGCCAAAGCUGAUGCCAGCAAAGCCAAAAAGGACAUCAAACUGGGGCCCUUUGAUGUCGUCCGGAAAGUGUUUGCGGCUGGUGAGGAGACUGCUCAUAUGUCUCUUAUAGACAAAUCGGACCUUUUCUUCCAUGACUACUCUCUAGCACCUCUUUUUGUUCAGGAAAAUUAUGUACAUGUGAAGCCUGUCGCUGCUGGAAAUAACUUGAAAAAGCAUUUGAUGCUGCUGAGCAGAGCAGCAGAUAGCAUCUGUGAUGGUGAUCUCGUUGACACUCAGAUUCGCAGGAAGCAGAACUGGAGCCUUCUUCCUACGCAGGCUAUUUAUGCCAGUGUUCUUCCGGGAGAGCUGAUGAGAGGUUACAUGUCCCAGUUUCCUAACUUCCCAAGCUGGCUGGGGAAAUUUUCGUCUACAGGCAAACAUGAGCGUAUCAUUCAAGAACUGGCAAUGCACAUGAGUCUCAGAACCAACACGUGCAAGAGAACAGUGAACGUAGAGUAUUUGUCAUAUUUGCGGGACGCAAUUGUCAGACCCUUGACAAGUUUAGGAGUAGAAGGUGUGCCAGAUGCUGUAACAUUUAUGGACUCCUACUGCUUGAUGAAAGAUGAUGUUGAAAAUAUCAUGGAAAUAAGUAGCUGGGGAGGCAAACCUAGUCCCUUCUCUAAACUGGAUCCCAAGGUUAAAGCAGCUUUUACACGCACCUAUAACAAAGAGGCCCAUCUGACUCCAUAUGCACUGCAUGUAGUGAAGACAUCUAAACGGCGAGCAGGAUCCACUCUGACUUCAGAACUGAAUGAAGAAUUGAAUGCUGAUGAACUCCAGUCUGAGGAAGAGCAAGAUACUAUUGAAAAUGAUGCAAUGAUCAAGCAAAAAAAGACAAAGUCUUCCAAGGUGUCAAAAGCAGAAAAAAGUGAAGAACCAAAAAUGGAAGGGAAAAGAAAAGUAAAAAUGAGGCGAUGAACUGGGUUGCUCAGUACUGACAAGUAUACUGGCCAACUGCUCUUGCUCUGGACACAGCUUUGCAUACCUGAUGGAUGUCCCUCUGGCAAUGACGUGGUUCAGUGUAAGGGUGGAACCAGCAAUUGGCAAAUGCUCCUCUUAUAGAGGUGAUGUGGCUGCUUUUGCUCUCCCACCAUGCAGUGGUAAUAUAAUUCUUGUUAACGUGCUAUAAGUUGCAAGAAAUACAGUGGGCAGGAGGCAGGCCAUGUCUGCUGCUGGAAAACAGUCUAAAUAAGCAUCUAGGUUAAUGGCAUUUUGAAAGAGACUUUAUAAACUGCUUGGCAUUUGUACUAAGUUGGACUUCUAACCUUUUUACUGACUCCCUGCUAUUAUGUGGUGAAAGCUUGUACAUAGUACAUAAUGCAAAAAUGACAUUUGCAUAUUUGUUUUUGUAUGUUAUGAAAAAUGAAUAAUGUGUAAGAUUGCAGUAAAACUAGUUUCACAACA
Alligator mississippiensis (American alligator) is the source of this 4026-nucleotide messenger RNA. RefSeq names its product replication factor C subunit 1 (gene RFC1). Gene Ontology annotation, cellular component: nucleus; DNA replication factor C complex. The transcript is spliced from 25 exons. Bases 151 to 3540 code for a protein of 1129 amino acids. Gene Ontology annotation, biological process: DNA replication; DNA repair. The record is from RefSeq and is a predicted model, not a curated record. NCBI's taxonomy places the organism in Eukaryota, Metazoa, Chordata, Crocodylia, Alligatoridae. Gene Ontology annotation, molecular function: DNA clamp loader activity; ATP hydrolysis activity; DNA binding.